ACGAGAAUUACAAUUUUUAUUGUUAAUAAUAUCAUUAAAUGAAAUUAUUUUUUUGACAAAACAAAAUUGAAAAAUAUAAGUUAACAUCGAUUGGGUUUGCAUUUCAAAGGUCAUUUGACAAAAUGAAGUCGUUGUGGAUAUUAGUACUUCUGGCCGUCUACGUUAAAAUCUACGAUACAUCGGUUCGUUUUACAAAUAUAAAAUGUGCAGCUUUUCAUCCGGACUUCGCCACGUUUCAGCAAUGUCAGCUCAAAGUAAUUGCCCGCGGUGUUAUUGGUUUAAAUGUCCAUGUGAAAUUAUGGCAGUUGCCAGUUAAUAAUAUUUCAGUUAAUUUGGCUUUAUUUAAAAAAUUUAGCGGGUAUAAGCCAUUUCUAUACAACAUCACUGUAGAUUUGUGUAAAUAUUUAAAAAAUCCCAGAAAACAUCCAUUUCUUGACCUUUUCCAUCGCGUUAUUGUCAAUGAUUCGAAUAUUAAUCAUACGUGUCCCUAUAACCAUGAUAUUAUUGUAAAAAAUGUAUUAUUAAAUGAAAAUAAUUUUAAAUAUUUGCCAUUGCCACGCGGAGAGUAUCGUUUCGAUUUAAAAGUUGCCGCAUAUAACGAUUGGAAGGCAGAUGUGAAAGCUUUUAUCGAUAUAAGCAAUGAUUUGUAGAGAGCGAUUAAAAAUUUGUAAAAACAAUUA
Musca domestica (house fly) is the source of this 680-nucleotide messenger RNA. RefSeq lists its product as uncharacterized. Bases 123 to 650 code for a protein of 175 amino acids. The transcript has 3 exons. The record is from RefSeq and is a predicted model, not a curated record. NCBI's taxonomy places the organism in Eukaryota, Metazoa, Arthropoda, Insecta, Diptera, Muscidae.